Messenger RNA from Salvelinus namaycush (lake trout), 978 nucleotides. It is a transcript of the gene pih1d2, whose product is annotated as PIH1 domain containing 2. Lineage: Eukaryota; Metazoa; Chordata; Actinopteri; Salmoniformes; Salmonidae. Bases 1 to 978 code for a protein of 325 amino acids. Gene Ontology annotation, cellular component: ribonucleoprotein complex; R2TP complex; cytoplasm. The record is from RefSeq and is a predicted model, not a curated record. Gene Ontology annotation, biological process: box C/D snoRNP assembly; rRNA processing. The transcript is spliced from 5 exons.
AUGUCUUCUUCCCUGGGGUGUACAAAGGAAGUUUUGCAGCAGGUCAACCAGUUCUGGUCCAUGUUAGACGACCUGUCUCAGAAUGACCCUCAAAGCUACCAGAUGUUUAUCGAGAAACAGAUGAAACAGGGAACUGAUUAUAAUGCACCACCUCAGCCUGACUCCUGCCUACUCACCGAAAUGCUGGAGCCAAAGAAAGGGUUGCUGUACAUCAAUGUGUGUGGCUGGAAGCGCGUCCCUACCCCUGCUGAUGAGAACAAGCCCGUGCCUGUGUGUGGAGGGAGACUGGAGACAUACACUGAUGAAGGAGGAGACGAUUACAGUGUGAUGGAUGUGGCGUUCAGCCCUGCGGUGCUGCAGCAGGCUCAGAAGGACAAGAGGGAGGACCAGGUUCACCUGUUAGCUCUGAGCUUCACCCAGCAGCAGCAUGGCCUGCGUCUGAUCCAGCAGUACAACGUCAGCAGCAGUAAGCUGAAGGGCAGCCUAGAGGACAUGCAGCGCCGCCUGGGUUCUCUAAAACAGUCCAGCCCUGCCACCAACACAGCCUCCCAGACCCCAGCUUCCCUGCUUCAGCAGAUCUCUCUGCGUGAAGGGCAGACUGAGGACAGUACACCUGUGCAGCUCAUCACAUCUGUCCAGCGAACUCCUGGGCCAGGGGACCAAAGCAACAAGACCAAGAACCUGAUCCAGGUGAUCUCUAGCUCAGUGACAGCCCAGCCUCAGCGGCCACAGCACCAGCUCACUGUCAACUCUGACCCCAGGGACCUCUCUCGGAGCCUGGAGCUGACUGUGGAGCUACCAAAGGUUCAGUCCAUCACAGAGUGCCAUCUCAGCAUUUCCCAGGAUGAUGUACUACUAGAAGUGGAGGAUAUGUACCAUCUACACCUGGAGCUGCCUGAGACUGUGAAUGAGGAGUCGGCCUCUGCCACAUUCAACAAGAAGAAACGGUUAUUAACUUUGCAAGUGUCUAUACUCUAG